Papilio polytes (common Mormon) is the source of this 1581-nucleotide messenger RNA. Its product is annotated as EF-hand domain-containing family member B-like. Lineage: Eukaryota; Metazoa; Arthropoda; Insecta; Lepidoptera; Papilionidae. The transcript has a single exon. The record is from RefSeq and is a predicted model, not a curated record. Bases 1 to 1581 code for a protein of 526 amino acids.
AUGCCUGCAGGUAGUCUAAAAUCGAAAUGUGGUGGGAAAGGAAAUCGGGGCAUGUUUAUCGAUCGAACUCCAAAGAUUUGUGCAGCAGGCUUACCAUCUGCCCAGCCUGAUAAUCAACUCGCUGACAACUUGCAACACUAUCUACUGCAAGAAGGGGUAGAUGCACUCGUCCGCGACGCUAUAAAACCAACGGAAAUACCCAAACCUCCUGCACCUCUACGUCGACCUGCACCGCCAGACAUGCGUAACGCUGGCAUAGGCGGAGAAGCUGCAAGACUCAUACACCCACCUUUUCGAUCAAAAUUUAAAACUCUGAUUGAAGAUUUCAAGGAGACAUCUUACGCUUCGUAUUGGAAAAAAGAAAUCGGAAGGCUCCCAGAUCAGGUACCAAAUUUACCUGAAGGACUUGACAUAUAUAACACAACAUUUGGAAAGAAGACACCUAAAAUUUCUUUGUAUGAUUUGGUAUUUCCAAAAGUACCUAUAGAAGGCCAAACGCCGGUUUCUCAACUACCUGCUACUAAAAUAAGUCGUAACUAUUGUGAACCGCCAUUUAAUCCAGAUUUCACAUUCGGACACAGAAGUAACACCGACCAACGCGGAAUACAUGUUAAACGACGCUUGACUGAUGAUAAGAUCAUUGACGGAACUGCAAAUAAAACAAUGUUGAAUAUAGUCCUGUCUAAUUAUCAAGAUUCUUACAAGUCUAGACUUGGAAAAGGGUUAACACCUAUUAAUAAUAUAAAAAAUGUUCCUGAAGGUUAUGCAUUCGGAAUAUUAAGCAAACCUGAUCAUGUUGAACAAUGUCUCACCUACUGCGAACUUAAUCCAGAACGUGAAUUUUACAGGAAAUGCUUAGGUCAUCUCAAUACUGUUCGUAAAUGCUUGUCAACUCGUUUUUUGCCCAAAUUUUUUAGUGAGUUUUAUCUAAGACUAAAAUAUUACGAUUGUGAAAAAUCUGGUUGGCUACAUCGAGAUAUUGUAUAUAACUUAUGUGCUUCGAAGUUAAUAAGGUUUGACUCAUCUUUAAUAGAGCCUUUAUUAGCAAAAUGGCAAGCUUUCGAUGGAGAAAAUAUUGACUACAGGUUUUUCACGCAGGUUAUUAAUUUUAAGGAAGCUAUUAAAUGUAUUCCUCACAUCCCUGAUUUACCACCAGGCUGCACUGACUAUUGCACUAGUUACAACGAAGCGUUUAAACCUGAUCAGGAACGAGAUAAAUCUCGUAUGGCCGGGGUUCCGUCUGGGAGGUACUUUGACUUGGAUUACCCUAUUACACCUAAUUAUUACAUUAAAGCGCAUAGAAGCCACCUUCCACAAGAGUCGGAUGUCAAGUCAUGUCUUUCUCCUAGUAUCCUUGCUUUAAUGGAUGUCAAUCAUCGCGACAUGUAUGCAAAACGUGAACCGCACGUUGUAAAAAAAAUAUUCAAGGCCGCUGGAGAGAAAUUUACUGACGAUGAAUUCAAUGAAAUUUGGGAAGAAGCUAAAAAAUGUCAUUCCCAAGGCUGGGUCUGCUAUGAGACUUUUAAACAGGCGUUGGAAAAAUUUACCGAAAAAGAAAAUGUUACCCCUGAAAUUAUUUAA